AUGUGGGGCGAGUGCCUGGGCUUGCUGCAGCUGCUGGUCUUCACUUCGGGCCAGCCGAGCCCUGGCCCGGUCACAAGCGGCUGGGACGCCCUCGGGCCGCCGCCAAUGCUCGCCCGCCUGAACCUCACCGCGGUUGGCGCCGACUGGGCGCCGGUGGCGCAGAUGCCUCCCGAGCUGCGGCAGGGCCUCCUGGCUGAGCCCUGGGCCUGGCACUCCCACGGCUUCUCCGUGGGCCUGGAGGCCUUCGAGCAGAGCAAGCCGCUCGUGGAGUUCUGGGACCUCGUCGCGGUGGGCCAGGACCGCAAGGGGAUGCCCUUCGUGGACAUCAUACAGGCCAAGAAACUACCGAUCUACGGGCUCAUGUGGCACCCCGAGAAGAAUGCCUACGAAUUCAUGCCCGAGAGGCUGGGCAUGUUCAACGCCAGCCAGGAGCUCCCCGCCCGCUCCGCGCCGGCCGCCAGGGCGAUGGGGUCCCUGUCGAGCUUCUUCGUGGAGGCCUGCCGGCGGUACCGCACCCUGCGCUUCACCCAGGAGGAGCUGGGCGCCUGGAAC
Molecule: messenger RNA, 552 nt
Organism: Prorocentrum cordatum
Lineage: Eukaryota; Dinophyceae; Prorocentrales; Prorocentraceae
Source: the annotation of a GenBank genome assembly